AUGGACCUUUUCCCAUAUGAGUCAACUCUCCCUACUAAGGGUAGUGCGCGCGUGGAAAAUCCUUUCAGUGCGCGGAAAAUUCGUGCCGUGACCACCCCAAAGAUGUCGUCCGAUCAUUUAACGGUCGUGGAUGUUCCAGAAAAUCGCUUUGAAGAUGCGAUCUACCACUUGAAGUGGAAUUUCUUCUCCGAUGAACCAUUGAAUCACGCGGUAGGACUAUGCGAAAAAGGAGAGAGCCAAUUCGAGUUGGAGAGACACUGCCUGCUCACUUUAAAGCAGGGAUACUCAAGGAUGCUGGUGGAUCAAAAUGGAAUGAUAGCUGGUAUGGCUUUGAAUGGUAUCUUGAAGAAGGGAGAGCGCGAAGAAGCGGAACGUCGCCUUGCAGAAUUAAAUGAUGAAAAAUUCAAAAUAAUUUUCGGGCUUCUCUACAAAGUUAAUGAAAAAAUUGAUCUUUUUUCAAAGUACAAUGUUGAUGAAUUAUUCGAGUGUAGAAUUCUUAGCGUCGAUAAAAACUUCCGUGGGAAAGGUUUGGCGAAUAUUCUUAUGGCAGACAGUAUAGAAACCGCAAGAAAUGCUGGUUUCAAGGUGUUCAAAGCUGAUGCAACGGGUAUGUUUUCACAGAAAGUAUGUUUGAAACAUGGUUUUCAAAUAGAGGCGGAGAUUCCGUAUACGGAUCUUGAUGAAUCAAUAAGACCGGCCCCACCUCAUCAGGCCUUAAAAUUGAUGGUGAAGAUGUUAAAUUAA
Molecule: messenger RNA, 744 nt
Organism: Eufriesea mexicana
Lineage: Eukaryota; Metazoa; Arthropoda; Insecta; Hymenoptera; Apidae
Product: Arylalkylamine N-acetyltransferase-like 7
Exons: 3
Coding region: 1-744 (247 amino acids)
Molecular function (GO): N-acetyltransferase activity
Source: RefSeq, a predicted model, not a curated record